AUGGCGGAGAGGGAGAAAGGAGCCACGUCCCCGGCCGGAUCGUCUCCGUUCCUGGGGCUGCAUCUGGCCUCGCCCCCCAAUUUCAGGCUCACCCAUGACAUCAGCCUUGAGGAGUUUGAGGAUGAAGACCUCUCUGAAAUCACCGAUGAGUGUGGAAUCAGCCUGCAUUGUAAGGACAGCCUGGCCCCCCGGCCAAGAAGAGCGGGAGAAACCAAUAGCGGCCUGGGGGUGGGCGGCGGGGAGGCGAGCCGGCUCCAGGCAGAGAUGCUUCAGCUGGACCUGAUCGAUGCUGCCGGGGAGACCUCUGCCGAAGAGGAAACCGCCCCAGAGCCACUCAAGAAGGAGCCCCCGCCGGUAACCAUGGACACCUACAGACCCAAGCGGCCCACAACUCUCAACCUCUUCCCACAGGUGCCUCGGACCCAGGACACUCUGAAUAACAACUCUCUAGGGAAAAAGCACAGUUGGCAGGAGCGGGUGUCCCGGUCAUCAUCCCCCCUGAAAACUGGUGAGCAGACCCCCCCCCAUGACCACAUUUGCCUAAGUGAUGAGGUCAAUCACCAAAACAGCACAACCUCCACCAAAGAUCGGGGCACGUCCACAGAGAGCCCGUGCCGGCGCACGGCCGCCACACAGAUCGCCCCUGCCUGUGUUGUGUCCUCCCGGGUGCCUGAGAAGCACCAGGCUGCCGGCCGGCUCCCACCCCACAACCCCAGUGUGGUGGUGGUGACGAGGGGGCCGGAAGCCCACCGGGACCGCAUCCGCUACCAGACGGACGUGAGGCUAGAGGCCACCGAGGAGAUCUACCUGACACCUGUACAGAAGAACUCGGACCCACUGGAGCCUGAGAAGCCCUUCCUGUCGCAGUCCAGCGAGAACCGCAUGUCCAUCAGUUCUGACAUCGACACCUCCAGCUACCCCGCACUGAUGGGGAAGCCCAAUCCCUCCAUCAGCGAGGAGGACGAGGUGCUGGACUACAUGUCCUCGCCCGAGAAAAUGAGCCUGCCCAGGACCUCGUGCAGCAGCAGCAGCAACGGUGGCUACCGGCAUGGGCACAGCCUCCAGAGGGCGUCAGUGAGCUCAGACACCAGUGCCCUCUCUUACGACUCAGUCAAGUACACGCUGGUGGUAGAUGAGAACGUGCAGCUGGAAUUAGUCAGCCUGAAGCAGUGCUACUCAGGCUACAGCGACGAGAGCGACUCAGCAACCGUCUACGACAACUGCGUCUCCUCGCCCUAUGAGUCGGCCAUCGGCGAGGAGUAUGAGGAGGAUGCGCUGAAGCGUGAUUCAGUCUGCCUGUCUGAGGACUCCACCCCCGAGGCUGAUAUCCACUUCUCCAAGAAGUUCCUCAACGUCUUCAUGAGUGGCCGGUCGCGUUCCUCUAGUGCGGAAUCGUUUGGGCUGUUCUCCUGUAUGAUCAAUGGGGAGGAGCAGGAACAGACUCACCGUGCUGUCUUUAGGUUUGUGCCUCGUCAUGCGGAUGAGCUGGAGCUGGAGGUGGACGACCCUCUGCUGGUGGAGGUGCAGGCAGAAGAUUAUUGGUACGAAGCCUACAACAUGAGGACAGGCGACCGGGGCAUCUUCCCUGCUUACUAUGCGAUUGAGGUCACCAAGGAUCCUGACCACAUUACAGCCCUGACCAAGAACAGUGACUGGAUGGAUCAGUUCCGGGUGAAGUUCCUUGGCUCAGUCCAGGUUCCAUAUCACAAAGGCAAUGAUGUGCUGUGUGCGGCUAUGCAGAAGAUCGCCACCACCCGCCGCCUCACUGUGCACUUUAACCCACCCUCCAGCUGCAUCCUGGAGAUCAAUGUGCGAGGAGUCAAGAUUGCUGUGAAAUCUGAUGAUUCCAAGGAGCAGAACAAGGGUAAUAAAUGUAGCCACUUUUUCCAGCUGAAGAACAUUUCCUUCUGUGGAUACCAUCCAAAGAACAACAAAUAUUUUGGGUUUAUCACCAAGCACCCAGCUGACCACAGAUUUGCCUGUCACGUCUUCGUCUCAGAGGAGUCCACCAAGCCGCUUGCAGAGUCUGUAGGGAGGGCUUUCCAGCAGUUCUACAAGGAGUAUGUGGAGUACACCUGCCCCACAGAAGACAUCUACCUGGAGUAG
Molecule: messenger RNA, 2106 nt
Organism: Emys orbicularis (European pond turtle)
Lineage: Eukaryota; Metazoa; Chordata; Testudines; Emydidae
Gene: MAPK8IP1
Product: mitogen-activated protein kinase 8 interacting protein 1
Exons: 13
Coding region: 1-2106 (701 amino acids)
Biological process (GO): regulation of JNK cascade; JNK cascade
Cellular component (GO): cytoplasm
Molecular function (GO): JUN kinase binding; MAP kinase scaffold activity
Source: RefSeq, a predicted model, not a curated record